CGAAACUUGCCCACAGAAAGGCAGGGGGUGGCGGGGAAGAGGAAAUAAACCGUUUCCUGUUACUUUACUCUCUGCAGCCGGGUUUAAGCAACGCCGGCCGGGGCAGCUCGGCUGCCCGCCCGCAGCGGGGAGCCCCCCGACGAGCGGCCGCGAGGGGCCGGCCCGGUCUCGGGAGGCGCCUGAGCGGAGGGGCGGCGCGGCGUGAAGGGAGCUGCCCACCGCCAGCCACGGCCCCUCGCCGCCCGGACGGCCAGGCCGGGUCGGGCCUUGCGGCGCAGUGGGACCGGCCAGCACGGAGUUGGGGGGGGACAGGCAGGGGAUAGGGCCGAAGGCUACACACCCAGCAGCAGGCCGUCCAUGUCAAAGAUCAGGUAACCCGCCGUUGGGCAUAGAGACUGUUGAAAUACCAGUUGCAGAAGCAGAUAUGAGAAGAGCUGUACCAGGCUCCCCAGGUGACAUACUUGGCUUGAAGAUUUGUACUGCUUCACAGUCCUGCGAGAAGGCGAUGGUUAGUGGCGGCUUCGCAAUAAGGGAAGUCCUGUCUCUUUUGUCUUUCACGUGACUGGACUUUGUACCCAUUUACUGAUAAUAAGCGCGCAGCCAUCUUGUUUGAAAACUAGAGGCAGAAACUGAAACAAAUCCAUGCUGCAAGGGUUGUCUCUAGGUGGAAGUUAGUAAGUGCAGACCUGUGUUAAAUCCCUGUCAGACCAGCCGCCCAGGCUGCUUUAAUACCAGGAGAGCCACAGUCGCCAACAGGGAGCACUGUCUGCUGCGGGCUGGUGGAAGAGCUUGUGUUGUGGGGAGAGAAGACAUAGAGGAGGCAAGCAGGGAGACACAGCAGCAUCAAGAGUAGUAAUGGUAGAGUGGCAGUGAUAAUAGCAGUACCUGGGCAAGCAGGAUUGGAGGAGUUGAGCAGCUGCAUCCGAGAGAAACGGUAGAGAAGGAACUUGGUCUUCAAUAAGCAGCUACACUUGUUUAUUUUAAAUGUCUGGUACCUGUACAAAUUAAGAGGAAGAAGAAGCUAUUCGUUUAUGUCUUGUGAGCCUCGUUCUUACACCAGCAACACCGAAGAAGAUGAGACUCCUUUUAUUUUUAAUAAUGUGCGAGUGUGCCAUAAACAGUGUCAAUAGCCACCAUGUUUCAAAGCCCAAUGUUGUUUUACUGAUGGCUGAUGAUCUUGGUAUUGGAGACCUGGGAUGUUAUGGGAACAGAACCUUAAGAACCCCUAAUAUUGACAGGCUUGCAGAGGAAGGAGUGACACUUACUCAGCAUAUAGCAGCAUCUCCACUUUGUACUCCAAGCAGGGCAGCUUUCCUGACAGGGCGAUAUCCUAUCAGAUCAGGAAUGGCUGCCUUCUCACGAGUUGGUGUCUUCUUAUUUUCUGCCUCUUCUGGGGGACUUCCUUCUGAAGAAAUAACUUUUUCCGAACUCCUGAAGCAGAGAGGUUAUACAACAGCUCUGAUAGGAAAGUGGCAUCUUGGGAUGAACUGUGAAAGCAGUAAUGACUUCUGUCAUCACCCCCUCAGUCAUGGAUUUGAUUACUUUUAUGGGCUUACUGUGACCAAUUUUAGAGACUGCAAACCUGGCCAAGGCAGCGUAUUUUUAAAAGGGGUUCAGAAGUCCCUUGUCGUCCCAAUCCAAAUCGCUGGAAUUGCCCUGGUCUCUUUGGCAAUAGUACAGUACAUUGGCCUCCUCAAAGUUCCUUUCCAAGCAUUGGGUUAUUUCAUGUUAAUAACUGCAAUUUCACUUGCAGUUUUGAUUUUUUUCUUUUAUCAUUUUCGACAUCUGAACUGCUUCUUAAUGAGGGACCAUCAGAUUAUCCAGCAACCACUAUCGUAUGAGAACCUUACUCAGAGACUGACAAAGGAAGCCAUGCAGUUUAUAGGAAGGAACACAAAUGCACCAUUUCUUCUUGUCCUGUCUUAUCUUCAUGUCCAUACUGCUCUAUAUGCUUCAAAAAAUUUCAGCGGAAAGAGCAAGCAUGGUUUAUAUGGGGACGCAGUGGAGGAAAUGGACUGGAGUGUAGGGCAGGUUCUGGAUGUGCUGGAGAAAUAUAAUCUGAGUGAUAAUACUCUUGUAUACUUUACGUCUGACCAAGGGGCUCAUGUUGAAGAAAUCUCCAGUUCUGGAGAAGUCCAUGGAGGAUACAAUGGCAUAUAUAAAGGUGGAAAAUCAAUGAACUGGGAAGGAGGUAUUCGUGUGCCAGGGCUUCUCCGUUGGCCUGGAGUGAUACAGGCUGGCGCCUAUAUGGAUGAGCCAACAAGUAACAUGGAUAUAUUUCCUACCAUAGUCAAACUUGCCGAGGCACAGUUACCCUCUGACAGAAUUAUUGAUGGACAUGAUCUGAUGCCCUUACUUCAAGGAAAAGUUACCCGAUCCAAGCAUGAAUUUCUCUUCCACUACUGUAAUGCAUAUUUAAAUGCAGUGCGCUGGCAUCCCAGAAACAGCGAAUCUGUCUGGAAAGUCUUCUUCUUCACUCCAAACUUUAGUCCUGAAGACUCCAAUGGUUGCUACGAUUCCCAUGUUUGCUUCUGCCAUGGAGGAUUCAUCACACGACAUGAUCCCCCACUGCUCUUCGAUCUUUCCAGAGACCCUGAAGAGAAAGUCCCACUGACUCCAGAAACGGAGAGCCGUUUCUACGAAAUUCUCAGAGUCAUACACGUAGCAGUAGACAACCACACCAGACUCCUGCAUGCUGUCCCUGACCAGCUGUCAUGGGACAACCUUUUCUGGAAGCCAUGGCUCCAGCUGUGCUGCUCCUCUCUCUUUCAGUCUUGCUACUGUGACUAUGACUCAGAAGGGAGCCUGCCGGAGGUGCAUUCAGGGUAAACAAGCUGCAAUUCCCUUUCAGAAACUGAAGUGUGGGUAGCUGACUUCCACCACUGGGGUAAUAUCCUUCAGAAGGUUUUGUUGUGCAAAAGGACCUGUCUUUAAAUACAUCAUUGCAGUAGAAGGGAGUUUCAGUCAAUAAAAUGUGCCAAGAGAAGGAGGGCAAGACAUAACCUUUUCUGUCUUUAUGAUACAAGAAUCAGUAUGAAGCACAUGUUGCCGUCCUCAUCUACAAAUGGGUAGGCUGUAGGCAUCUUCCAGAUGAGAUCAUUUUCUAGAUCUUCAGCUUCAGCUUUUUUCUUACACAGCAAGGAAUUUAUCUAUAGUUUCUGUGAAUUACAACCACUAAGUGCACACUUCCCUGUCCUUUUUACUAAGUAUUAUCAACCAUUAAUAGAACAUAGCACCGAGUAAUUAAAAAUAGAGAGAUAAUUGUGGAGAGGUCCACCCGUGACUAUAAUUUGAUAACUGAUACAUAGGUAAAGAGUAGACCUGUAACAGCGUCACCAUCAACAAGCAUCACAGAUAUGAAAUAAACAGAUUGCCAGCAAUCUAACAUUGCAUGUGCCAUAAAAAUGUAGAGAGUGAUGUAGCGGAAGACCUUGUGUCCACAUCAAAAUUGUGCUCCCUAGCUAGUGUUCUGUUGCAUGGCAGCAACCUUAGUUUCAAAAGGAAACCACUUCAAGUGCACCAGUUGUGUGCUUGAGUGUGUACCAUAAUUCUCUCUAUAUAUAUGCAAGCCAAAUUCGUAACCCCCAAAACCCCCCCAAAUCCUUCAGUCCCUGAUAUAGACACACGCUUAUGGUCAUAGCCCAAUUGCUAAAAUGAAAGACUUGGUCCGUACUUGAUAACUGAGUUACAAAUUCACAUGCUACUACAAAGAUAUCUUUCACUGUCUACCAUGCCUAUUCUUACACCUGUUCUUGAUGAACGUAGUGUGCACCAGCAAAUAAAUAAAAUUUGGUCUUCCUUUAAAUAUCUUUGCUGUCGUUUAAGCUCUCUGAAUAGGAUCUAUCAUUUUCUGAGGAGAAACUUGGGCUUGAGCACUUAAAGCCAAAUAUUAUUGUCUCUGAGUUUUUAGCAAGGCCUUGGGAAAUCUACGGUGCUCCAGGGCUAAUUUCUGUAUCCAUUUUUAUCUGCAUCUUAUUCAGGCACAUUUUCUUUCCACUCUACAGGCAGGCAAACUAUUUUCUUUGGCAGAUUGUACCAGAGGAGAACAUAUCAGCAAAAUACUAAAGUGAUUUGAUGUCUGAUAAUAGAAGGUGACUUGCUUCUUAUCAGAAAACACCGGUUAAUUCCAACAUUAUAAUGUAUUAAAAUCCGUUUGGUGGUAUUAGCACAUCACUAAUGCAAAAGUGAUCUGUGAUGAUAGUAAUGCAAUAGCUUCAGUCAGCCAACAUUAAGGUUGUGACCUGGUUCUUGGGAGCUGUUGAAGCCUGUCCUAUAAAAAUGUGUUGUGAUAUAUGGUAUAUUUCUCUGUCUGUAAAACCUAGGCUUUAUUUGAUUUUUCUGAUGCAGUUUCCUUCAAAAUUUCAUUCUCCACAAUAUCCAGAUGCCUGUCCCGGGAAAUGUUGUACAUUUCCCUUGAAGUCCUAUUUUUGAUAUUUCACUUUGUGUUCGUGAUUGUGUAUCUUAAAUAUGUGCUCUGCAAGUUCUCUGUAGGUAGCAAAGUCCUGUGUAUGCUGAUACAGUUAGUCUGUUCAGGUAUUUCCCCUCAGGACUGUUUAUAUUGUACCUGGAAAGUCGUCAGAUGGCCAUUCGUGUGGCGUAAUUCCCAGUUUGCUUUAUUUAAUCACUGAAUGUACUACAUGAACUUAGGAAGGAAGAUGCCUGCAGUUUGAAUACAAAUACUGUUCUGCACUGAUCAGUGGCUGUCUCUCAACACCACGGCAGGAUGCAUACAUCCCAAAUUUUUGGUCCUCACCAUGUGGCCCAAGAACCCCUUGGGGCUCAGCGCUGGUGCCUGCGUGCCUCCCCCUGCAGUGGGUGGGCAGCCUGGCUGUGGGGGGAUGCUCUCUCCAGCUCUUGCCACUCUGCUGCAGCUCACACAAAACUUUUCAAGCAAAUAUGCCUACUGAAGCGUGUGGGAGAAAAUGUUGUAUGUGAGGUAUACAGCAGUAAUGCAGACAAGGUGUUUGAUGUCAUUGGAUCUGUUUUGUUCCCACGAUUGCUGGGCUGUGACCUUAACAGGGAUCUCAAUUUAUAUUCUUAAGGACAUCCACGUCUACUUCUUUCCAUUGGGAAGAUGCUAUGUGGCUAUUAUUUCUUUUCUUUCUGCAGGUGCAAGAAUUGUUUGUUCUGUUAGGCAUAGCAGAUGUGCUGUGCUGCCUGACAGGUAUUAAAAAUUAUAAUUUUUCUACUGCUCUGAUUUCUUCUUGGCUGAAUAUGGCCUUCAUUUUAUGCCCUCCUUUCUUAAAACAUUCACACCCCUCAAAUACUUUUCCACCUAUUUAUUUGCCACUCAGUCCUCCCAUUUGCUUGUCAUAUUGAUUGUGGUGGCUAUUUUGCUCUAAUCAAUCAGAAAAUUAAAAGUCAUCUUUGUGAAAAGAUUUGACUUUUAGGUCUCCUUGCCUCUGCUAACCUCCUACUUAUUUAAGGUCUAACAAGGACUAACUUUGUGUUAUGAAAUCUAAGAAAUUAAAACACACCUAAGACACCCUGAAUAAUAAAAGUUAUUUCUUGUUUGUGGCACAAGCUUUGUAUUUUUCAAAAUAUGAUUUAGUACAACAUUUAAUAUUUUGACUUAAGCAGUAAAAUCUGAAAUCCAUUUUUACAAUUGUUCCUUCAAGAAAGAUUCUAUUAAGAAUAGGGCAGUAUUUUUCAUACUCUAUGUUAAUGCCAUUUCAUUUAAUGUCUAAAAUAAACCAUCGCUGUAUUGCAAAUGUAUUAUGCCUUUCAGUACUGUACCUUCUGUUCUGGAGACGGCGUGUCAGAUCAUGGUAAUUAAAGUAGUCUUGUUUGUUUGCAAAAUAAAACAAGAAGCACAAUAUACCUUUUUUGUAAUGGCACUGUCUGAUCUAACAAGGAAAAGUUUUGUUUUUUCACAACAGGUUAUUGAUGGGAUAUACGUGAUUCACAAUUUAUUAAGAAUGAAGGCUCAAGGAGGAUGUGCUGCACUGGU
Molecule: messenger RNA, 5950 nt
Organism: Chroicocephalus ridibundus (black-headed gull)
Lineage: Eukaryota; Metazoa; Chordata; Aves; Charadriiformes; Laridae
Gene: STS
Product: steroid sulfatase
Exons: 14
Coding region: 1075-2829 (584 amino acids)
Molecular function (GO): arylsulfatase activity
Source: RefSeq, a predicted model, not a curated record